GAUGUUAGCCUAUUCUGAUACGAAAAAUUCCCGUUUGUUUACCCUAGAAGGCGGUGGAAGUAAAUUAACAAAAAUCAGGUUAACCAAGCCGCUAGACCCUAGUUGGAAAAUUUUGGUGUUAGCAGACGCCGUUAUCUGCUGUCAAUCACAUGGCAAAGUCUUACUGAUUGACGUUCGAGACGACUGUCAAGUUUUUACAAUAAAGGAGGGUGGAGAUGUCAUAUCCGUACUAAAGACUAGUGAGGAUGAAAAGUAUUUUGCACUGGGAGAUCAUGGAUCCAACAUUGAGGUUUACGACGUCAAAACCAGAGAAAUGGUCUACAACCUACCGCAAUACAGCACUGCUCAACCGACCGCAAUGGCCUUUCAUCCGCAACUUCCGCUCCUAAUCGCCAGCUAUUCGGACGAGAAGAUAUUUGAAUUCGAUUCUGAGAAAGGUCAAUAUACUCAAAGAGCCUUAGUUUUGAACGACACCUGGCGGUCUAGACGCUUUUUGGGAGAUGUUGUCGUGAAUAUUCAGUACGAGACAAAUAACAAUAAGAUAAUUCUUCAAACGCACUCAACGAUUUCCAUUAUUGAUCCAUCUGGAACCCAAAGAGACGGUUUGCACGAAUGUAAAGAGUUUAAGUACAUUCUUUAUGGACAAAGUUUCAAUGGGCAAAUGGUUGUCGUUGAACAAACACCUGAUAGAAUAGCAAACAAUUUCCCAGCUGCUCUGAGAAAGAAACAGUUUGGAACAUGA
Messenger RNA from Dimorphilus gyrociliatus, 742 nucleotides. The record is from the annotation of a GenBank genome assembly. Lineage: Eukaryota; Metazoa; Annelida; Polychaeta; Dinophilidae.